Messenger RNA from Corythoichthys intestinalis (scribbled pipefish), 5507 nucleotides. It is a transcript of the gene ankrd24, whose product is annotated as ankyrin repeat domain 24. Bases 16 to 3291 code for a protein of 1091 amino acids. The transcript is spliced from 21 exons. Lineage: Eukaryota; Metazoa; Chordata; Actinopteri; Syngnathiformes; Syngnathidae. The record is from RefSeq and is a predicted model, not a curated record. Gene Ontology annotation, molecular function: protein binding.
CUAAAGUACAGCAAUAUGAAGAGUCUCAAGGCCAAGUUUAAAAAGAAUGAGAAUCAGGACUGGAGCAAGAGUGAUGAGAGGCUCCUCCAGGCCGUGGAGCAAAACGAAGCAGAGAAAAUGUCCGCCCUCAUCCUUAAAAAGGGUCUCUCCCCCACCAAGUUGGAUGCUGAGGGCAAGUCAGCCUUCCAUUUGUGUGUAUCUCGAGGGCACGUCGACUGUCUGGAGGUCAUCAUUGCUCACGGAGCUGACCUCAAUGUCACAGAUGGUGCCGGCUUUGGAGCCCUUCACCUUGCAGCCAAAAAUGGACAAGCAGAGUGUUUAAAAAGACUUUUACAGGAGAGACUGGAAGUUGAUUGCACAGACGCCAUUGGGAGGACGCCUCUCCAUCACGCAGCUGUCAGUGGCUGCGUAUCAUGCACCGAGAUCCUUUGGGACUUUAAAGCUGAUCUUGAUGUCCAGGAUGGGGAUGGAACCACCGCCUUAAUUCUGGCAGCGCAGAUGAGUCGAGUGGAGCUGUGUAUCUUUCUGCUUGGUCGAGGUGCCAACGCAAACAUUCAGGACAACCAGGGGAGGACUGCUUUAAUGCUAGCCUGCGAGAGUGACAGCGCUGAGACAGUGGCUGCUCUGCUGAGGGGUGGGGCCAACACGCAGCUGGUAGAUGGCCUAGGAAACAAGGCAGACGACUACUGUUCUGAUAACCAUCACAUUGGGCACAUGUUGCAAAAUGGAGCACCUCCUGGUAUGACACCUCAGAACAGCUCACGGUCCUCACUCGUGCAUGGGGGUAGUACCCCUCGCAAAAGAAAAGCCCCUCCUCCUCCGCGCUCCCCUCUCCAGGGAUUGCCACCCACCCCUCAUCCACGAAGUCCUGCUCCCACUGUUCAUUCGCCCGAACCCCCUGCUCAAUCGCCCUCUCCUCGGCCCACAGGCUCAUCUCCUUCAGCUCAGGUGGAAGAUGAGGAGGUGUUUGAAGAGAUUCGGCGGCUACGUCUUGAGCGAGGCCGUCUCCUCCAGAAAAUAAAAUCCUUGGAGCAGCAGCAACAGAGUGCCCUCUCUGCCUUGGAGGAGCUUUCCCAACUGAAACGGCGCCUAAAGGAGGCAGAGGCUGAGAGGGACAAGUUAAUCGGAGAGCUUAAGGGAGUUAAUGGUGUCGGGGCAAGUGACUCUGAGGAUAUGGAAGAAAUGUUUGACUUCCCAGAGAAGUUGCUUUCCAAGCGUUCCAGAGCCUCAACUGCAGGUGAUGAGGCCUUCUCUGAUGCAGAAUCAUCCAGCCCAACUCCUGCACUUGCCAACCGGGGAACUGUGGAAGAAUUACACCAGAAAAUAGAGGAGCUUACGUCAGAGAAUGCUGAGCUGGUUCUCAAAGUGCAGAUGCUGGAGAUGUUUGAGAAGGAUGACACUGACAUGCAAAACCCUGGUGCGGACUUUGUCCCCAUAGCACAGUAUGAGACUAUUAGGAAAGAGUUUGAAGCCCUGCAAGAGCGAUUCUCUGAGGCUCGAAAGUCCAGUGGAGUCUCCAGUGAGGUGGAAGAACGUGAUGACAAGACAUCUGAGGCUGAAAGUUUAGAGAGUCCAGAGGCUCUGAAGGAGAAACUACAAGGCCUGCAGGGCCAGUUGGCCUCCUCCCUGUCAGAGCUAGAACAACUAAAGGAGCAAAUGCGUCUUGGGGUGUUCUCCGUUGAAUGUGGCGAAGGGGACACAACGGCAGCGGGGGCCAGUGAAGUUCCAAGCCCUGAGAACCAGCAGCUGAGGGCGAGGGUAGACGAGUUAGAGGAGGAGCUUACUCAAAAAGAUGCCAAAGCGGUGGCUCGGAACUCCGAGGACGCUGACAGAAUCAAACAGCUGACAGAUCAGGUCGAGCAACUCCAAACUGCUCUGGUCCAGAAAAAGUUUGCAAGUGAAGGCAGCUGGAGAAACUCAGCAGCAGGAGAUCAAACUGAAACUGUGAAAGUUGCGGGCGAGCUGGAGGCAAGCGUGGCAGAAGAAGGAAGCAAGUCAGAAGGACCGAAUGGAAUUCAUGUUCGUCAACUUCAGGAGCGUGUGGUGGAGCUCGAGGGCGAGUUGAAGAAGUGUGUGCCCCGUUCACACCUGGAAGAGGUGCAGGUCACGCUGGGCCUCCAGUGCGAACAGCUGGCCAGAGAGAGAGCGGAGGUGGCGAGGAGGCUCAAUGAUGCCCUCCUCCAAUUGGAGAGACUCAGGCCUCCUGCGAAUGACGAGGAUGAGGAAGAAGAGCACUCUGAAAGCUCGGAGCUCUCUGUUACAUCAGAACGCUCCAGACGUAUGCUGGCCUCCGUCCGUGAGGAGCUGGAAGUGGCUAGACAGGACGCAGCCCAGGCUCUCGACUGCUUGUGCGCCGAGCGAGAGAGCCGUGCCCACGAAGCCCUGCAACUGAAGGAUGUUGUUCCUCUGUCAAAGCACAAAGAAGCGCUGUCCGCCGUGUCGGAGCAGCUGGCACAAACCUUACAGGAGCUCCAACAGGAAAAAAUGCAGCGAACAGAGGCAGAAGAGCAGGUGGUCACACUUGAGGCCAAACUAGAGGCUAUGCAUGAGGCUGUACCGAAAGAGGAGCACGAGAAAGUCAAGACAGAGCUUCAGCGCUCCCUGCAGGCCAGCGAGAGCAGUGCAACAGCUGCUCAAGAGGCUCUGAGUGACAAGGAAACUGAGCUGAGGGAACUCAAGUCCCAAAAGGCCGCCCAGCAGGGCCUUAUCUCCAAGGAGGACCAUGAAGCCCUGCGGCUGUCUAUGCAGGCCGAGAUCAAUGCCAUGGCAGCCCGCCUUAACGACCUCACACGUAAACAUGAGAAGACCUGCACUGAGGUGUUCCAAGUGCAGAGGGAGGCUCUGUUUAACAAGAGCGAGCGACAAGUUGCGGAGACUCAGCUAGCUGCUGUGCAACAGCAGUUUCAGGAACUGGAGGCAAAGUCGAGUCACAUUCAGGAACUUCACACAAACAUCCAAGAGUCUCAAGGCCUGGUCAAGGAGAAGGACCGCAAGAUAACAGAGCUGUCAAAGGAGGUAUUCCGGUUAAAAGAGGCACUUGGAUCUCUGUCACCUCCUCUUGGCAUCACAUCCUCCAGCUCAAACACACAUCACGGGAACCCAGGACAGCAAAUGGCUCAACAGAACAGGAUCGCCAUUCUCAAUCAACAACUCCAGGAUUGGGAAAGAAAGCACAAGCAGGUGGUUUCUGUGUAUCGGUCACAUCUACUGGCAGCCGUGCAGGGUCGUAUGGAUGAAGAGGUGCAACGUCUUCUCCUCCAGAUCCACAGGAUGAGCCAACAGGGUCAAUGACAUCACCGUUGCACAUCAUUUUAGCUCAUCAAAUCAAGUAUAUACAAGCACAUACCUGUUUUACUAAUGGAUGGUGAGCUAACAUUUGACUAAACAUCCAAGGGGCUGUGGAUUUUUUAUUUUCAAUAAAUGAUAUAUCGUUAUUCAUUUAUUCGUGCUCGUGACAUAUAUUAAUGGGCAGAACGUUAAAAUGCUCUUCCACUAAAAGGCAAAUGGUAUAUUAUCUAUCAUGUGGAUUCAGAUUAUGUACAGCGGGGCAGAUAAGUAUUUAGACAACGACUAAUUGUGCAAGUUCUCUCACUUGAAAAUAUUAGAGGCCUGUAAUUGUCAACAUGGGUAAACCUCAACCAUGAGAGACAGAAUGUGUGGGAAAAAAACAAAACAGAAAAUCGCAUUGUUUGAUUUAUAGAAGUUAUUUGCAAAUCAUGGUGGAAAAUAAGUAUUUGGUUAAUCUCAAUACUUUGUUAUGUACCCUUUGUUGGCAAUAACGGAGGCCAAACGUUUUCUGUAACUCUUCACAAGCUUUUCACACACUGUUGCUGGUAUUUUGGCCCAUUCCUCCAUGCAGAUCUCCUCAAGAGCAGUGAUGUUUUGGGGCUGUCGUUGGGCAACACGGACUUUCAACUCCAUCCACAGAUUUUCUAUGGGGUUGAGAUCUGGAGACUGGCUAGUUCACUCUAGGACCUUGAAAUGCUUCUUACGAAGCCACUCCUUUGUUGCCCUGGCUGUGUGUUUGGGAUCAUUGUCAUGCUGAAAGACCCAGCCACGUCUCAUCUUCAAUGCCCUUGCUGAUGGAAGGAGAUUUUCACUCAAAAUCUCUCGAUACACGGCCCCAUUCAUUCUUUCCUUUACACAGAUCAGUCGUCCUGGUCCCUUUGCAGAAAAACAGCCCCAAGGCAUGAUGUUUCCACCCCCAUGCUUCACAGUGGGUAUGGUGUUAUUCCGAUGAAAUUCAGUAUUCUUUCUCCCCCAAACACGAGAACCUGUGUUUCUACCAAUAAAUUCUAUUUUGGUUUCAUCUGACCAUAACACAUUCUUUCUGUCCUCUUUUGGAUCAUCCAAAUGCUCUCUAGCGAACCGCAGACGGGCUUGGACGUGUACUUUCUUCAGCAAGGUGUCACGUCUGGCAGUGCAGGAUUUAGGUCCCUGGCGGCGCAUUGUGUUACUUUGGUACUGUGGUCCCAGCUCUCUGUAGGUCAUUCACUAGGUCCCCCCGUGUGCUUCUGGGAUUUUUGCUCACCGUUCUUGUUAUCAUUUUGACGCCACGGGGUGAGAUCUUGCAUGGAGCCCCAGAUCGAGGGAGAUUAUCAGUGGUCUUGUAUGUCUUUGGUUUUCUAAUAAUUGCUCCCACAGUUGAUUUCUUUACACUAAGCAUUUUACCUAUUGCAGAUUGAGUCUUCCCAGCCUGGUGAAGGUCUACAAUUUUGUCUCAAGUGUCCUUCGACAGCUCUUUGGUCUUGGCCAUAAUGGAGUUUGGAGUGUGACUGACUGAGGUGGUGGACAGGUUUCUUUUAUAUCGAUAAUGAGUUAAAACAGGUGCCCUUAGUACGAGUGGAGCCUCGUUAGAAGAAGUUAGACCUCUUUGACAGCCAGAAAUCUUGCUUGUUUGUAGGUGACCAAAUACUUAUUUUCCACUCUAAUUUGGAAAUAAAUUCUUUAAAAAUCAAACAAUGUGAUUUUCUGCUUUUUUUUUUUCCACAUUCUGUCUCUCAUGGUUGAGGUUUACCAAUGUUGACAAUUAUAGGCCUCUCUAAUCUUUUUAAGUAGGAGUACUUGCACAAUUGGUGGUUGACUAAUUACUUAUUUGCCCCACUGUAAUUUCUUUGUGUGUGUGUUAUGUAAAAUGUGCCUUGGCUCAGUAAAGAUUGGUAAACACUAGCCUACAUCAUCCAAUAUGGGCGGAGCAUGGUGUCAAAGUUUGAUGAACAUUUUGUUGUUACACAAGAAACACAAUUUGUCAUGAACAAAACAUACUUAGCUAUAAAAGAAAAAAAUAAGAUGCAACUCGGAGCACUAAAAGUAUUAGCUUCACGCAACGUACGCACGUGAAUUGUAAGACCCAUAGUGUGAAUCAAGUGUGGCAUCUCUGUAUAAGUCAAAGUGUGAGUUAUUUUUAGACUGUGCAACAAAUGUGUCAUUGGCCUACAAUAUUUGCUAUAGCUUUUUUUUUUAAACAAUAUUUUCUUGUUUCGAUUAAAAACAAAUACACAAAAAUA